Tilletiopsis washingtonensis is the source of this 333-nucleotide messenger RNA. RefSeq lists its product as hypothetical. The coding region runs from base 1 to 333 and encodes 110 amino acids. Gene Ontology annotation, molecular function: dynein intermediate chain binding; dynein light intermediate chain binding. The record is from RefSeq and is a predicted model, not a curated record. Lineage: Eukaryota; Fungi; Basidiomycota; Exobasidiomycetes; Entylomatales. The transcript is spliced from 3 exons. Gene Ontology annotation, biological process: microtubule-based process; cilium assembly. Gene Ontology annotation, cellular component: cytoplasmic dynein complex.
AUGUCUUCCUCCGACGCAGCUCCCAGCGCACAGGCGCCCUCCAGCGGCGGUCUCCUCGGCGCCACCGACGCCAUUCCCAAGGCGGUGAUCAAGAACGCCGACAUGGAGCAGCCGAUGCAGGACGCGGCCAUCGGCAUUGCCCUCGACUCGCUGCGCCAGUUCAGCGUCGAGAAGGACAUGGCUGCGCACGUCAAGCGCGCCAUGGACCAGCAGUUCGGCGCCACGUGGCACGCCGUCGUCGGCCGCAACUACGGCAGCUACGUGACACACGAGACGAAGCACUUCAUCUAUUUCUACCUCGGGCAGAUCGCCUUCCUCCUCUGGCGCGCCUGA